CUAAUAAUUCAUCUAUUGGUUCUCUCAGUCCCAGCCACAUAUUUUGCAUUUUUGACUUUAAGAAGCUGAGGCCGAAUGCUCAGUUGGAAGAUCAAAUACAUCCUCUUCAAGUAUUUGGAGACAGUUAGAAAGAGGCGUUUUUGCAUUUGGAUGGCUGUUUUCUGAAAUGCACCACUGCCAAGACAGCAGUCUUGGUUCAUGCAUCCUGUCAGUACUCAAGAGAUAAAAAGGAAUGGCAAGAAAGACCUGUGUGUGACUGCUCUACCUUGGAGACCUUUCUACUGAAUCAGCAGAUCCAUGAGCUCCUUAGAGCACAAAGCAGGCUCAAGAUGCUGAGCCGUUUGUCAGGUUUAGCAAGUACUGUUUUACAAGAGCUGUCCGGGGAGGAUGGAGAUGCAGUUACUGAACCAUCUAUUGCUGUAGAAACUUUGCAGUCAGAAACAGAAAGCAUGGAGGAGGCACCUGAGGAGCUGUUGGAGCGCCUAGCCCAAACAGAAAAGCUGGUUGUUCAGCUGAAGGAUUUGAUUCGAGAAAAGGAUGCCCUGCUCCAGGAAAAAGAAACUGUAUUCAAGGAAGAGCGAGAGGCCAUGGAUGCGAAGCUGAUGAAACUUAAGCUUCAAGCCAAAGCCAAACUGGCGUCUCUGAACAAACGCAUCGAGGAGCUGACACAGAAAGGAUCACCACUGCCUAUGCAGGCCUUAGCAGAUGAGCUGGAGUAUCCCAAGAAAAAUGAAAAUACAAGUGAAGGGCACAGAGAGGAAGUGGAAGUACUGAAAGAGCAGCUCAGGGAGCAAGAGGAGACUGUUCAGGACCUGAAGAAACAGCUGGCUGUAGCCAGAGUGAAUCUGAAAGAUGCUGAAAUCAAGUAUGCAACACAGCUGAGUUCCCUGCAGGAAGUGAUUCAGGAGAAGGAAGCUCUCCUGGAAGAGCAUGUGCACCAGCAUCAAUCUGAAUUGCUCAAGAUGGCAGUCCAGUCAGAUAUGGAAGUAGAGAUGCAACAGAACCUGCGCACACUCCAGAGGAAGCUCGAGGAGCAGGAAGCAGCUCUGUUAGGACGAACUCAGGUGGUAGAACUGCUGCAGCAGGAGUUACACGCUGCUGAAAAACAAAACCAGACACUCCUAAAUCAGUGCCAGAAGAUGGAAGUGGAACUAAGCUCCACGAGGGAUGUGCUAGAUGCAGAGAGACGAGGCUCUCAGGAUCUCAGGGAGAGGAUGGAGCUGGAACUUGCUGAGAGGAAGCUGUCUUCCCAUCGCUUGCAGGAGGAGGUGCAGCAUCUCUCAGAAGAGCUGGAGAAAGCAAGAAGAGCACAAGCUGAACUAGAGGUGAAGUAUAAAGACCUGGAAGAGCAGCACAGGCUGGAGGUAGAAGAGAAAAACCGGCUGCUCAGUUGUCUCAUGGUGGCUGAACAAGAGCUGCAAUGUGGCCGUGCUGUCCUUGGAGCUGAGAAGGACCAGCUGGAGCAGGACGUUGGCCAGCCCCUGGCUCCAUCUGUGGAGCAUGGAGCUGCAGCACACGGACCAUUGGAUGGACUUCUACAGAAACCUGAAGAAUUUGUACUCUGUCAGGAUGAGCCGAAAUCCCAGCCACAAGUGCAGCUCUCUGAACUGGAGCAGCAGGAUGAAUCAACUUCAAAGGAAGAAAAAGUAGAUCAGGAAGACCAGAAUGAGACUUCAUUCCUACCCAUAGAAAACUUGGAAAGACGGAAGACAGAAGAAAUACCAUAUUUGCAACCUAGUCUCCAGGAAUCUCAGCAGGAAGCUGUGAUGGUCACAGAAGAUGCAGAACAGAAUAAGAAUAUUGGUGCUGAUGCAGAAUUGCAAGACUCUGUGGAAGCUCCAGCCUCUUAUGUAGACUGGUCUUCUUCUACAGGUGUGUCAGGAGAGCUGGUGAAUUCUGAAAUGCAAAAGCCUUUUGGUGACACUUCCAUCCUCUCUGAGGCAAGAACAGAUGGCUUUACCAAUGGAAGCAAGCAGUUUACUGAGAAAAGUUGUCCACCUGGAAUUCUAGAAUAUAUUGCUGCAGAGAAACAGAAAGAGCUGUCAGUUUUGCUGCUGGAACUGAAAGAAGCCCAAGAAGAAAUAACUUUCCUGAAAAGCCAGCUCAAGGGUCCCAGUGACCAAACUUCUAUAGGCAAUCAAACAGAAGAGAAUUCACAGACACAGUGUCUGGAGAGGGAAGAGCAGAAGGCCUCAGAUACACAGUGUGUCUCAUUACUGAGAGAAACAGAAAUGCAACAAAGUGGCUUUCUUCAGGAAAAUGUAAUCAGUCUCCAAGAAGAGCCUCAGGGAAGCCCUGGCACCUCUCAAUCUCAAGAACUAAUAAAAUUACAAAACCAAAUUGCAGAACUGCAAAUAAUUCUGCAGAAAUCAGAAGAAUCCUUUAGGAAAGAACUAGAAGAAAAAUGUGCAGAAAUAAAUAGGCUAAACCAGUUGGCUGAGGAAUACAGAAAAACAGGAGAGGAUCCUGACAGUACACUUUGUGUUUUGACUGAAGAACAAGAUCAGUUCUUGUGUCACGCAAAAGAACUAUCUACCGUAACAGAGCUGAAGGAGCAAGUUAAGCAGCUGGAGGCAGAGCUAGCUCUUUCAGAAAAGCAGAGACUGUCAGACAGUCAAAGCAGUCUUCUAAGAGAGCAAAUCCAGAGCCUUAAAAAUGAGUUUAAAUCCAAGGAUAUAAAAAUUGAAGCUUUGCAAAAGGACUUGGAUGCUGCACAACUUCAGCUUUCUGACCAGGACAUGCAACUAAAGGAUCUGAGAGGCCAGGUUGAGACAAAGGAAUGUGAAGUACUGGAUCUAGAGCAACUUUUGAGGAAGAAUACAGCAGAGAUGGAAGAGCUUUCCCACAAGUUAGCCUUAAAGGGACACGAAGCAGCAAGCCUAGAACAGCUUGUUGCUGAGCACAGCAGGUCUAUAGAGAGCCUGCAACAAGCCUUGCUGGAAAAGGACCAACAGAUGGCAGAGAUCAGUGUCAGCAUGUCUGAGAAAAUGGUUCUGCUGAAUGAAGAGAAAUUUUCUCUAGGAAAUGAGCUGAAGAGUCUUAAGGAGCAGGCAAGUCUUUUAUUAAAAGCCCAGGAAGAAAAAGAACAGAACAUAGGAGCAAAAGGUGCAUGUCUGAAAUGUGGGGCAUCUGAGCAGCAGAAUGAGACCGAAGCAGUGAGCAAAGAAAAGGAGGAGUUAGUAAAUCAAAUUGAACUUCUAAGAAAAGAAAACGAGCAAGUGAAGCGGAAGCUGCAAGCAGCACUUGUGAACAGGAAGGAGCUUCUGAAGAAAGUAACCAGACUGGAGAAUGAAUUAGAACAACUGAGUAGAGAACAAAAAUCAGAAACCUCAGUGGCUCCAGCAGCUGCAGGGGAAGAAAACAUGAGAAGUAUGAUCAGCAAAGAAAUGAGUCUUGAAAACCAGCCCGGUGAGGAAUAUCGAAUUCAGCUGCUUUCUGAAAAGGAAUCCGAGUUGCAGAGCAUCCGGAAGGAUAAAGAAACUACUGGAGCACAACUGCAGGCAGUGAUUGAGGAAAUGAGGCAAGGCUUGCAGGUUAAGGCUACCACUCUUUCAGUUACAGAUGAAAUCAUAGAGCAUCCUGACAAAUUAACUGAAACCAAUGAAAGCCCAGAAGGUGAUGAAGAAAAUGAAAAAAACAGCUCAGCAGGUACAAAUCUGGAAGAAAAACAAAAGUCUGCUCUUAAAGAAAGGAUUUCAGUUCUUGAACAAGAAAAAGAACAACUUCAAAAAAAACUUCAAGAAGCUCUGGUAUCUCGCAAAGACACUAUAAAAAAGGCUCAAGAAAAAGACAGGCAUCACAGAGAACAACUGAAACAGCAGAAAGAUGAUUACAACAUCCUGCAAGAACAAUUUGAUCAGCAAAGCAAAGAGAAGGACAGCAUCCAGGCUCAGCUCAGACAACUCCAGGAACAGAAAGGAUCAGCAGAGAGUGGUUUUGGGAGUCAAGGUAUGUUGGAUUCUUCGUGCAUGGAACCAGAACAUACAACAAAUAACAGGCCUGUACAAGUUGAAGAUGUUCCACCUGAGGAAGAGUUGAAAAAAAAAAUUGACACAUUGCAGACAGAGAAAGAGAAAUUGGAAUGUAAUGUCAGCUAUAUGCAAAGGGAACUUGCUCACAAAUCAGAAUUAAUCUUUGAUUUGCAACAGCACAUAGCACACUUGUUUGCAGAGAUAGAAGGGCUAAAGAGAGCCUCUGACCAAGCUGAAGCUAAGGAAGCAAGUCUUCAGACAGAACUGGAGGAGAGUCAGAGAAAAAUUUCUGAAGUGGCCAGUCUGGAAGACUUGAAAAUCCUUGUGCAUCAAAAAGAUGAAGAAAUGGAAUUUCUUAACCAGCAGUUAAAGGAGAAAAGUAAUGCUCUCAAUAAUGUGCAGGCACAAUUGCUGGAAAAGGAGGACUCAGUCAAAAGACUCUGUAGUCAGUUGGAAGCUCAGGCUCAGGUGCAUGAGGAGCAAAGCAAGCGACUGCAAACAGAGAUGCUUGAAAUUCAGAAGCAAGAGGACAAUGCAGAAGCAGCUAAACAGAAGAAUCAAAUGCAGAGAAAGUUACAAGCUGCACUUAUCUCUAGAAAAGAGGCACUGAAGGAGACCAAAUCUCUAAAAGAAGAGCUGGCUAAUGCUAAAACUACUAUUGACAAUCUUUCUGUCAAGCUGACAAAUAUGGAAAGCCAGAUAUGUGUCCGUGUUAAAGAAACAGAUACCUUAAGAGAAAAGUUAGUGUGCCUCACUGGAGAGCGAGAAAAACUUACUGUAGAAAUUGAUAAACUACUUAGAGAAAAUCAGAAUCUUGAUGAAUGCUGUAAAAACCUUAAACUUACUCUGGACAGAGUUGUUCUAGAGAAAGAGAAGGUGGAGAAGGAGAUGGAAUCAUUGAAGAGCUUUCAAGCCACUGAGAGUUCUGAGUGGCAGGAGAAAUACAAGGAGCUUCAGGAAGAAUAUGAAACUCUGCUGCAGUCAUAUGAGAAUGUGAGUAACGAGGCUGAGCGAAUUCAGUGUGUGUUGGAAACUGUUAGGCAGGAAAAGCAGGAAAUUUGCAUUCAGCUAAAAAGGACGGAAGCAAAAGAAGAGGAAACACAUAAACAGCUACAGGAAGCUGGACAAGAAAUUGAUGAAAUGAAGGAGAAAAUGAGGAAAUUUGCAAAAUCAAAGCAACAAAAGAUUCUGGAACUAGAGGAGGAGAAUGAGAAGCUUAGAGCAGAGAUGCAUUUUACCAAUGGAGAGCUACACAGGACUGGGGAGAGCGUUACAAACACUAGCCUGAAAGAAGAUCUGGAGUGCUCUAGGAGGGAGUGCCAGUCUCUUUCUACUCAGCUUGAGACAGUAAUGGCUGAAAAGGAAUCUCUUAAUCAAGAGAUCGUGGACUUGAAGUGCCUUCUGCAGGUAACAGAAACUAAGCUGAAGGAAAGCAGAGAACUUGUAGGCAAGUAUGUUGCCCAGCAGACAAUGGGAGAAGAAACUAAUGAAGCAGUUACCACACCAUCACUAAUGGAAAAGUCUGAAAAUCAAGUGGACAUAACUUUUAGACCCGAGCCUCCUGCUGCAGAGCUGGAACAAGAGGCAUUUGAAAGUCAUAGACCUUGUGAGGAUCCUGGUAUCUACAGACAGCAAAUAGCUGAGCUCACCAAGCGAGUCAUGGAGCUGGAAGAGAAUAGAAGGGCUUCAGAGCAACAGCUGGGUGACAUCCAGAGGUGUAUUGAGACUUUAGAAGGUGAGAAAGGGGCUUUAGAGCACCAAAUGGAAGAGAAAGCCCAUGAAGUAAAUGAUCUGCAGGCUACAGUAGCAAAGAUGGAGCAAAUGGUCCAAAAAGCUGAAGAUGACCUGGUCAGAAUGACAGCACUCAAGGAUGCUCUAGAAGCUGAAAAGGAUGACUUGGAAGAAAGGCUCAUGAAUCAGCUGGCAGAACUUAAUGGAAGUAUUGGAAACUAUCAGCAAGAUGCAACAGACUUCCAAAUCAAAAAUGAUCAACUGAAACAUGAGCUUCAGAGUUUGCAGAGAAUGAUGCAUGAUCUGGAGGAGGAGAAAAGUCAGAUGGCAAAGGAGAAAAGCAAAGCAAGUUCAGAAAAGCAAAAGGAAUUUGUAGAAAAGCUAAAAUACAAUUGGAGAGGAGAAAGCAGCACACAUAUAAAGGAGCUUCAGGAACUGCUGAAACAGAAACAGCAGGAGAUUAAGCAGCUGCAGAAGGACUGCAUUAAAAGCCAGGAAAAGAACAGUAGUUUAGAAAGAACGGUUAAAGCUCUGGAAUUUCUGCAGAGUGAGACUCAGAAAGAGGUAGAAGCAGCCAAAGAAACUUUAGCUAAAGCACUUGAAGACACCAAGAAAGCCCAGGCAGAGCUUGCUCUCUGCAGGGUGGUGUUGGAUGACACUCAGAGUGAGGCAGCAAGGGUUCUAGCAGAGAGUAUCAAAGUGAAAGAAGAGUUGCAAGCAAACAAAGAGAAAAUGAAAACUCAAAUGAAGAAAAAGGAUGAGGACUUUGAGAAAAGACUGGAACAGGAAAAACACAAGCACUCAAAGGAAAUAAAAAUCAUGGAAGAAAAGCUAGCAACAUUGCAGAGGGAGAAAGACCAUAUGGAAACAACAGUUGGUGAUCUGCAAGACUCCUUGAAGACAAAGGAUCAAGAAGCCAAGCAACUGGAAGGCAAUCUAAACAAAACACUAGCCCAGCUGGCAGCUUUCACCAGGAGCAUGUCUUCCCUUCAGGAUGAUAGGGAUAGAGUGAUAGAUGAAUCAAAAACAUGGGAGAAGAAAUUCACUGAAACUAUUCAAAAGAAGGAAGAAGAAAUACAGGCAAAAGAGGAAGCUUGUGUUGUGCUAAAGGACCAGAUGAAACACAUGGCCAUGCGUGUGAAAGAACUCCAGUCUCAAAUAUCCAGGCUGGAAUGCAACAAGAAGGACUGGGAGGCUGACUGCAGGAAGGAGAUUCAGCAUCAUCAAAAGACAUGUGAAAUUUUGCAGGAGGAAAAAAAAGCGCUUUUAACUCAGCUUGAGGGGUCUCAGGAACUGUACAGCAAGUCUCAGAAUGAGCAGCAAGAGCUGCAGUCAGAAAUCAGCAGCCUGAGAGACCAGCUUGCUGACUUACAGAAUUCCUUUACCAAAUGUGAGCUGGCCAGGGAAGAGCUGGGUACUGUGGUCAAGCAACAAGAGACCAGUAUCCAGAAUUUUAAACUCAAUUGUGAACAGCUUGAAGCUGAUCUGCAGGCUUCCAAGGACCUAACAAAUAAGCUGCAUGAAGAAACCAGUGCCAAAGAUCAAAAGAUCAUGAGUUUGCUGUCUGCCAAAGAAGAAGCAGUGAUGGCUGCUCUAGCUGAAUUACAGCAGCAGCAUUCUGAAGAGGUGAAAGAGUUGGAGUGUAGGCUAAGUAAGGAGGAAGAAGAUAAAAAAGCCUUGGAAAAUGAGAAGAACAAAUGUCUUGACAAACUUGAUCAUCUUACUGAAAAGAUGAAGAUAAGCAGAGAAGAGAGUAAGCAGCAGAAAGCACAACUGGACUCCUUCACCAAGUCCAUGUCAUCUCUGCAGGAUGACCGCGACCGCAUACUGAGGGACUACAAGCAGCUUGAGGAACGCCAUCUUGUUAUAAUCUUGGAAAAAGACCAGCUAAUUCAGGAGGCUGCUGCUGAAAACAACAAGCUCAAGGAAGAAAUGAGAAGUUUCCAUAGCCAGAUGGAUGACCUCAACUCUGAGAAUGCCAAGCUAAACGCAGAGUUGGUACGGUACAGAGAAGACCUUAACCAAGUGAUUUCCAUAAAGGACUCCCAACAGAAGCAACUUCUCAAAAUACAGCUUCAGCGGAUCCAAACUCUGGAAAAUGAGAAGGCAACCAUAGAAACACAGCUGAAAGAGUCUCAGCAUGCUCAGGAUGAUCUCAGGAAGUGCAUGGAAACCUUAAGGGAGGAUAAAGUCGCUAUGUCUCAAGAGAUUGAAAUCCUUGUGUCCUCUCUGUCCCAGGUGCAGAGUGAGAUGGCAGCAUUAAAUGAGGGAAGUCCCAUUGUGCAGUGUCGAGCAGAACUGAAGGCUCAAGAGAAAGAGGUACAAGAACUGAGUCGUGAGCUUUCCCUGUCCCAGAAAAGAGUGACAGAGCUCGAGGGGGAGCUAGAAUGUGUUCAGAGGGAUGCAGCCAAGAGAGUGGGAGAGGCUGAGGAUAGGCUUCGUAAGGAACUGAAGCACUUGCAUCAUGAUGCAGGGAUAAUGAGGAACGAGACCGAGACAGCAGAAGAGAGGGUUGCAGAGUUGGCAAGGGACUUGAUGGAAAUGGAACAGAAAUUGCUUGCAGUCACAGAUGAAAACAAAGAUCUCAGAGCUCAAAUUCAGUCUUUUGGGAGGUCCAUGAGCUCUCUUCAGGAUAGCCGAGACCAGGCCAAUGAAGAGCUUCAUGUUUUGAAACAGAAAUACUCUGAAGACUUAGAGGAACAAAAGAGUCUAGUGCAGAAUCUUCAGAGACAGAUGGCUCAGAUACAAGAGGAGCAAUGUUCCACUGCUAGGGAGCGAGAUACAGUGAGGUCUGAGCUGACAGAACUGCAGAAGGCUACUGAUGAAAGAGGUCUCUUAGCCCACAUUGAGAAACUUAAUCUGCAGCUCAGAGCUAAAGAUGAUGAGCUUCUCCGCUUGUCUUUGGAAUUGGAAGGCUCUUCCAACCAAGUAAAAUCUUUCUCCAAGGCUCUGGCAAGCCUGCAGAAUGACCGAGACCGUCUGCUGAAUGAAUUGGACAAAACACGUAAGAUUGAAGAAGUGAAACAACAAGCUGAAGGGAGCACUUCCACCACUUCUUCAGAAGUGCAGAGUCUGAAGAAGGCACUGGCCUCCUUGCAGAGUGACAGAGACAGAGUAGUAAGAGAACUGGAGAAUCUGCAGCAGCAAUACAUCCUGGUCGGGGUGGAAGCUGCUGAGAAUUCUCGCUUAAAGGCACAACUGCAGCAGUGGGAGCAAGAGGCAGAGAAACAGCUUUGUCUGCAAGAACAACUGAAGCAAGAAGGAGCUGUGUACCAGCAGGAGCUCCAGCAGCUCAGACAAGAGAAGACCACCUGGGAGAAGCAGAGCAGCAGCAUGAAGGAGCAGUACCUGAUGGCCAUAGCAGAGAAGGACAGGCAGCUGAGCCAUUUACAAAGGAUGACACAGGAAAUGAGGCUGCCCUUCAGCAAGUCUCAAACCAUAGAGGACCGACACCAAAGCAAGAUUUCUCCAGAAAUCUUGAAAGGGGACUUUUCAAGCCUAGAAAUAGAGAUGAAACACCUCCAGGCCCAGCUAAAUGACAGUCUGAAAGAACUGCACCAGAAAGAGCUCAGAAUUCAGCAGUUAAACAGCAAGCUAUCUCAGGUCUUCGAGGAGAAAAAUGCCCUCUCCCUCCAGCUCCGUGGGAGCAGUCGUGAGAGCCAUCAGCACUACAGCGAGAUCCUGAACCGCUGCCUGGUGCUCGAGAGGCAGCUCCAGGAGCUGCAGGCUGCAGACAAGAGCAUGGAGCUGUUUGCAACAGAUGCUGCUCCAGGAGCACCCCAAGAGAAGAAUGAACCACAGAGAGGCACUUACACACCUGAACUUCAGGAGCUGCAGCUGAGGUUGUCUGAAACAGAACAUUUACAUAGCAGCACAAAGCAGGAUAUGAAGUAUCUGGAGGAGCAGCUGGAGGAAGAGCGGGAGCGUUGUCUUGCUGCAGAGGAGGCACUUUUUGCAGCACAGGAUCAGAUCAGGAGGUUGCAGUCAAGUGAGUGGGGAUCUUCCUUAAGUGCCAGCAUGGAUAUGACUCCAGGUCACGAGCAGGCCUUGCUGAUUGACUCCAUGGAUAAUAACUCCAGCAGAACUCGGAGUACUCUUGGACUACGGCGGCUGUUACGCUCUCUCUUCCGCUCCAGGACCCACUUGCCUCUGCUAGUGGCCGUGUAUCUGCUUGCUCUCCAUGUCCUGCUCUUGCUGUGCUUUACAGGCCACCUGUGAACAGGAGCGACAGCCUUUUCUGGAGCCUCAGCCCUGUGCAUGCCGAGGCCUGCACACCCUCAUAGAAGGGCGGACUUGUCCCAGCUGCAGCCUUUCCCAAGCCAGCCCUGAAGCAGCAGCUGCUCCCAGCACCUGGGUGCUGCUGUCAGAGUCAGUGCUGGUGCUGGGGAGCUGCUCCCAGGAGAUCUGUCCUUCCCUUGGUGUUUCUACACGAGUGGUUCAUUUUCUGAGCCAGGGUUUUGCUACAAGCCUCAAGGACAGCAUCUGUUCCUGUACCUGGAAGUAGUACUACUCAUUAUAGAUAUUGUGCUGCAGUAGGAAGAAGAAAAAUACUCUUGAGUAGCUGCAGUACUUCAGCACUUCUAAAACUGCACAGUCUUCCCCUGCUUAGGCUGAAUCCAUGAGUGGGGUUGGGGGGACACUGUAGCUGGGUGUGAAAGAAUUGUCUUCCCUUUCUUCCGCCCCUUAGAUUUGCUCCAUGGCUCAGAGCUGUCUGAAAUGCAUAUCCUAAGGAAGUUAUGGGCACUUUAAGGAAUGUGAAUCUUAAAAUCGUGUUUCCUGCUCAAUUGCAUCUCCUGUUGAAGAAGGGCCAAAAUUCGUAUAUGUGGCCCUGGUUGAGCAUUCCAUUUAUAAUCAGUCAUAUGUCUGCCCUGACAAGCCUGUAAAACAAUACCAGUAAUUUAAUUAUUUAAAAGGAAUAGCAAACAUGAAAGUUUUUAGCUCUUAAGUUAAAAACCCUCCUAUUUAUAGCAUUUGUGCACCUCUCAUGAUGGAAGCUGCUGCCUUACCUCUAGAAAUUAGAGCAGCCCAGCUCCUGCAUUCUCAUCCACUAAAAAUUUGUCAUGAGUCCAGACCUGCUCAGGCUGUGUUGAAGGGGUCCAUAAUGUGCUGUGUGGGUCAAAGCAAAGGCAGAAACUCCAGAAAUGAACUCUCUCUCCCCUGUACUGAGGCAGGAGCCACAGUUCUGAAAUCUUCUGGUAUCUCUGGUGUUGAAAGCUAGUACUGGUGUUUGAGCAUGUUUGGACGCAAAUCAAGUUAUGCAAAUGGACUGGAUCUUUUAAGAUACGUGAAAAUUUCCAUAUGUUUUCUAAAAUCUGAAUUUCAGACUGCCCUCUUCCAAAAGGAGAAUGUUGAAUGCAAAAGAAGUUCCAGUCGCUGUCAGAUCCUGAGUGGUCGUUUCAUUCAGAGUGCUGGCCAGGAGAAUCCUAUCUGCCUCUUAGUAGAGCAUUAACAGUCACAUUUUUCCCAUGGGAAAGAGGUAGUUCUUUUGAUAUUGCUGGUAAACUAAGCUGCUCUAGCCAGUGCAGAAAGCCUGUUUGAGGAUGGAUUGAUUUCACUGGUAGCUAAACCAGCUGGAUCUCUGGCAGGUCCAGAGCACUGGCACUAUAUAUCCUUUUGUCCAUGAUUAUCAGCAUAACCUUCCUCUGACUGUGUCAAAUGCAGUGACCAAAUAGUUUGUCUGUAGCUUCCUGGGGUAUGGGCUCCUGUACGUAUAAUAAAGUUUAUUUUUCAGAUGGAA
Messenger RNA from Sturnus vulgaris (Common starling), 11439 nucleotides. The record is from RefSeq and is a predicted model, not a curated record. Lineage: Eukaryota; Metazoa; Chordata; Aves; Passeriformes; Sturnidae.